ACGAUUAUUAUUUUUUUUUUCCGACGAAGAACUGAGCUGUAAAAUGGCAGCAGCCGCCUAUGUGGAUCAUUUCGCAGCCGAGUGCCUUGUUUCCAUGUCCAACCGGGCCGUCAUCCACAGGCCCGAGGGGGAGCCGGCCCUUCGGGGGGAAGGUUUCCUGCAGGCCGAAGACAGGAGGGAAGGGAAGGAGGCGGGAAAGGACAACGCCUCCCUGUUCGUGGUGGCCCGCAUCCUGGCCGAUCUCAACCAACACAUCCCGGACCCUCCCCUGCCUCUGCCGAAAAAAGAAAACCACCCCAAAAGGGAGAGGGGACCGGGCCGGGGCCUAGUCGAAGAGGAGCCCGGGCCCGGUGGGCUGGGCCUGGGCCCCGGUGGGUUGGUCCUGGGGCCCGGUGGAGGGGUCCCCGGGCCUGGGGGGGUGGUCCUCGUGUCCUCGGGGUCCCCUUCCCCCCGAAGCCCGGCCGGCUCCGACCCCAGCCUCAGACAAAGGAGCAGGAGGGGGCGAGCCCGACCCGACUCCCCCCAGAAAAAGCACAGAUGCCACUACGCGGGCUGCGAGAAAGUUUACGGCAAGUCCUCCCACCUCAAAGCUCACCUAAGGACUCACACAGGCGAGAGGCCCUUCGCCUGCAGCUGGGAGGAAUGCGACAAGAAGUUCGCCCGUUCCGAUGAGCUGGCCCGACACUACCGCACCCACACGGGAGAGAAGAAGUUCUGCUGCCCGAUCUGUGAGAAACGCUUCAUGCGCAGCGACCAUCUGACCAAGCAUGCCCGUCGCCACGCCAACUUCCACCCCAGCAUGCUGCAACGUCGCAACGGCAGCAGCCCCAGGACGGGAUCCGUCAGUGACUAUAGCCGCUCAGAUGCCAGCAGCCCGACGAUUAGCCCUGCCAGUUCUCCGUGAACUUACCUGCACUGGACAUCAGCACUUUGGGCCUCAGCAGAACCUAAUACACUUUGUGGAGUUUGAUUUGUGUUGCACACGUCUAGAGCUCUAUUGCUUGUUGUCGGUGUUUCAUUUUUUUUUAAUAAUUCAGUACGUUCCUGCCUCUCACUGCAGUUUCCAAGCAAAUACUUUUCACCUCAUCCAGUGGGUGGCUGAACUAACCUCACAAACGGACGGAUCUUGGUGUUUCACUUAAUAAUGCCUACACCUGAAUAUCCCUUUGGUUUCAUAGCCCUAGGCAGAUGCCCUUGCUUCUUGUUGUUAUUAUUUUUUUUUAGAAAAAAAUCACUUUAAAAAGCAAACAAAAAACAACUUUUCUUCACCUCAGGUGUAAAAGCAGUUUUGUAGAAACAAAUUGCACAAUAAAACACCCAUAUGAGUAAAAUUCAACUGCGUUGAAUUCCCCCCUCCCCUCUCUCAGGGAUGGAUAUUUAUGUUACACAAUACGUACAAUGAAGAGACACCCUUACUGCAGCCUUACUCUGUAAAUAGAUUUGCACUCAGAAGUUCUCCGUUGGAUUCUCUCACACACUGGGAAAAAAUAGGACUGGAAUUGGGUGCCGGGCUCUUUGGCCCCGGGCUUCGCGAUGGAAGCAUGUUGAUUUGCGUGAUAUAGGGGACCGCCAAGAUGUCACUAAGCUGUCCAUAAGGUGGCUUAUUUGGGAAUCUAUAGCUCUGUUUUCUCUUUCCUCCCCGCGAGCCUCCCUUCUCUUCUGAGUGCUGAGUGACAGGAAGAAAAUAACCCCUGUAAUUCCUCCGUGGUGAUUCUCCCAAACCCCGCUUCAGGUUCCAAAAACUUCCCAUCCAAAAGUCAUGAAAUUCCAGCCUAGAUUAUUAAAUCCGAUGCCUUAAACUCGAGAGUCAAACGUAAGGAAACGCAGAUAUUCUGGUCCCCGCUUUUUACGGCAAGGUGGCGGAGACUCUUAACAGAGGCAUUUCAUCUUCUGUUUCUUCAGAAACUUCUCACCAUGCCUCCCAUUUUUACAAGUUGUCGCAUUCUUAACAGUGCCUCUCCACUGACCAUGAGACAAGCAAAUUAGAAUGAAACUUCAAAAUCCCAUCAUUAAAAACAACUUUCCCCCUUUUGAAGUGCUGAGGAAACAGGGUAGUGACUGAGUACACAGACCCAAAAUCCGAUGAUCAGGGUACUUUCAAACUGUGCAAGUUAAUCCUAAUUAGAUGCGGAACUUUCUCAAGAAAGGAAGUUGCUGCAUAUUAUUGCAACUUAACUGUGGUCAUUGGUCAAAGCAAAAGCCUUUAAUAGUAUAACCUGAAUUUUGACUGGAAAAAUAAAGUAUGUUUUUGAUUUUUUGUGUGUGUCAAAAACUAGUUUAGCUCAACUGCAUUACAAAUUUCCCUGCCUAGAUUCGUCAAGCGGCAUCACAGUUGCUGCUAAGGCAUAAUACUUUCAAUUAAAAGAGGAUACUGUAAAUGCUUUACAAAUGAUAUUCUGCAACAAAAGACCAGAACAUUGUGAUGUAGAGCAUUUUCCCAUUGAUAACUCAAAGAUGUUCCUGGAAAUAUGGACAGUGAAAGCUGCCAUUUGGGUUUUUUUUUUAAUUCUGAGAAAAAAGUGGCUAAAAUACUGCAGUGAAUUCCGUGUCCCCCAUCUCCCCUCACCCUCGCCCCAGUGCAUUAUUGUCACCAUGCUAACUGGUGUCAUUUACUCUAAUCCUUUUCACACCACCACUUUUUUUGUGACAACGGAGGACUCAAUUUAGCCCUUUGGAUGCCAACAAAAUAGGAGGCAGAUUCUCUGCCAUCCAUUGUAUCUGGUGGCACUGGCCAGUCCACUACCACCGGUUCGCUGCCUCUUUCAAAAUGGGCAUUGGCAGCGUAGAAAGGACAGGCUCUGGGUGUUUUACUGAAAAAAUUCAUUCCCCUCUGUCAGGGUAGAAAUGGCCAUUGAGCAGUGCAAUGGUCAGCGUUGUUAAUAAAUCUUCUUCUGUUUAGCUGGGUUAGUUCCGAUGGCGUGUCUUGAAUUUGGGUGCUUUGGGAUUAUAAUCGUUUUGCAUUUUUUCCUAUUACUGUAAAAAUUAACAUGCCAUCGAGUGUAGCAUAGUGAAGAAAAAAAAACCCUAUAUACCAACCUGCUGUUUGUUAUAAAGUGAAUCCCUCCACAUUCCAAAGGAGUUUCCAAUUCCUAUCUUAUUUGCUGCUUUGCAUUGUUCCAGUUUGCCAGUUUCCAAUUUUGUACUGUAUAUUAACUGUGAUAGGCUAAUAAUAUGUUAUAGGUUUGUAAGUAGUGUGAUGGGUACUUGCGUAUAACAUUUGCAAUGUUCAUAAUACCUUGCAAUCUGUUUGGGUUGUAUGUUUGGUGGCUUGAAGCACACAUUUCAGUAUUUUUACGUAUUUUCAUUUCCGACGUCACCGUCUUACUUUUCUAAUGAAUUGUUGUCACAUUAGGCUGGGCCUUUUGGCUUAAGGAGCAAUCUGAGAAUGAGAAACAAUGGGACACGUUUGUAUUGUAGUGAAAAGUUAAGUUUGGGUUGUGGAUCAUUUAAAGGGCUGCCUCCCUCGGUAGCUCUCAGGAAGGGAAAAGCCACGUUGGAGCUCCGAAGGACAAUUUUGUAACGUUUUCAAGCCUUUUUAUAUGAUAUUCAGAUAAAAAUCUGCAUUUUAGAGACAUUUCAGGUAUCAGGAAUUCACAUUCCAGGCUCUGCUACACUGGUUCAAAAGGUCCUUUUGUGCCUUGUCACUAAGGGAGUCUUGAAGGCAAGCAGAGUGAAUGCUAUAAUAAUAAUGAUGAUGGCAUUUAUUAAGCCCUUACUAUGCGCAAAGGGCACCCACUUCUAAAGCCAUUCGUUAGGGAUGAAAUCAAUGAUCCUUCAAGUUAUUAACAUAAUGUGACAAUGGAGAUGCAUUUCAGACAAUACAUCCGCCCAGAUAGGAAACGCAUAGAAAAUGGUGGCUGCUCAGAGAGUCCACGUGUCUUUACAGAGGAGAUGAGCGUGUCUGUGUUAUCUAUUCAGCUGGGAAUUUGUUUUUCCAAAGAAAGCACUUUGUUUCAUUUUGUUUUUCUUUAAACAAUCCUGUGUCUAGUGCCUUUCUGUCUCAAGGAAGGGUGACAUUGCCUUAACGUAUGAUUUCUUGUAUCACGUAAGCUAGGAAAGGAACUUAGAGUAGAUCCACUGCGCGGAACUGAGUUGAUUUCUCUCAAGUCUUGUGUAAAGUCUCUGUGGCCUCAUUUCAGUUUCCCACAUCAGUUUCAUGCCCUGCCCCAUAAAUGAGGCUGAAGAGCUGUGUGUGGGGUGAAGCCAGAGGCACACCGAUGGCUCUACUAGCUGAUAUGGGCAAGCAAUGGGCCUUAACACUUUUUCCCUUCUUCUCAACUCCUUGUGCUUUAAUUUGCUAAGGUGGAGGGAACGAAAAAUUUAAGAAAUCUUGGGCCACGUUCCGUUAGAAUUAGUCUAGGAGAUUUCCAUUUCUCCACAAAUAAAAUCUGAACGUGCAGGCUAGGCAUUUUGCGAUCAGCAUUUAUAAAAAGAAAAUUGCCGGUCUUUUCUCCGACAGCUCUAUAGAAACCAGUUUAAACUGAGAAAGGGAAUUUAAGAUUCCACCAGAAUCGAACAGCAACGUCCUUCCCACUUGUAGUCUUUCGUCCUUAAUUUGUAAGCGUUUGGGCCUGCCUGUUGGUUUCGGGCUGGGACGGGAACCAGAAAUCUGGAAAUAGUGAAAAAACGAGACAUGAUUUUUGCGGCGUUUUUCAGCUCUGCCAAACCAGGGAGAGCUGGAAAUCUCACAAAGCAGCUGGUCCUUUAAAUUUCCAGCCUGAUUCCUCCCACCAAAGAGGUACUGAGAAAUGUCUGUCUCUGAGGGCAGGGAUCAUGUCCAUGAACUCCCCUGAAAUGCUUAGUGCAGUGCUCUCUGAUUCCUGAUUCCUCAGUAAAUACUAUUGAUUGACUAAUUGAUGGAAUCUGUCACUUCAUAAUGUUCACCCUAGACCAUUUAAAACUUGCUAUGCAAACAAGGCCUUUCUCAAUUGGGUCGUGUACAGUCGAACUGCCAUGUUGUCAGUCAAUCAAUCAAUCGUAUUUAUUGAGCGCUUACUGUGGGCAGAGCAGUGUACUAAGCACUUGGGAGAAUACAAUAUCACAAUAUAACAGAGAGCGUAGACACAUUUUCUGCCCACAACAAGCUUACAGUCUAGAGGACUAGAGAACUUAUACAUUAUUUCAUACUUUUUAAAGUCCUUGGACAUAUUUUCAAGCAAAAUAUUUUGUAUAUACAUAGGAUUAGAUUCUACAUAGUCUACACUAUGCUGACAAAAAAAAAUUAUUUCUCCAAGUCCAGGGACCUAUAUCUAGGUAUUGAAACGUAGCUUCAGGGAUAAAUUUGCACUUGAGAGCAGUCCUCUCCCGUCUUGGUUUUCACAUUGAUUUUCAUGUAUCCAAAGACCCAAUUUGACCCCAGCUGUUUUCCGGAGGAAGCACUGUUUGGGGGAAAAAAAAAAAAAAAGGAAAAAAAAGCUCCUCUGUGGGCAGACUGAUUUGAAAUGGAGAAACUGAAUGCUUUUCUUCUACCCGACACCUCAAAAAUAACUCAAUCUGAGGCCUGGGUUUGCGCGCUGUGGUGUGAGACCCACAGUCCGGAAAUGCUUUUCCUCCCGGCCUAACCUGAAUUUUGUUCCAACGCGGCAAAAGGAUUUGGAAUCCCUGUUGUUUCAGUCAUCCUGACGAAUUACCCCUCAGCAGUGCUCAAAUACAACUUUUAAUAAAGUACCACCACCACUAGUAUGACAACGGAUUCGCCAAGACUCAUUUUGGGGGUCAAAUUGCAACCAGUAGGGAAUGGGAGGGGUACCUAUUAUGCAUUUUUCUAACCAAAUAACAGAAACCUAUUUUCAUAUAUUGUAAACUGAUUUUCUUUUUCAGUGUGUUCCACUGACUAUCAUUUCACCUUACCAUUCUGUUUUUUUAGGACGUUAACUUGGUCACUGUUGGAAUCGUGCAUUCAUGAAAGCAUAUAUUUUACAAACAUUUUGAAGCUCGCCUCCAUUCGUGACAAGAGCAUCCUGUGGUGAGAGCCUCGUGGCUAUGUUUUCAUAUCGCUCUUCUAGCUUUACAAGUACAUUGUUUGAAAUGACAUCUAGCUCUUCAAGGCCCCUCUGUACAGCUUUAAAAUCUUAAUACUUUAAUCCCGAAGAAGUUUAGACCUUUUUUUUCUCUGUGGGUGCAGCCAGUGUGGGCACAGGAAGUAGCCUGGGAUGUUUGAGUAAUGUUCCUCUUUCGUAUUGAUUUCCUUUUACUUCCCAUUCCCCAGAGGAGAAGAUUAGAGUUCUACCAUGGGAAUUACGAGUUUUUACCACAACAUGGUGAAUGCAUCCACCCCCUCCCAAAGAAAAGAGAAAUAAAGGAAACAUUCUGUGUAGUAAAGGGUAGGGCUACUCUAGUAAAGUAUCUGGAUGAUUCAGACCUAGAUUUAUACUGAAUUAUCCAGUUUAUCUCAGGUAGAAGUCACUUUUCGACCUGAAUGACCCAGAUGUUAUUCAUGUAGACUCAGCCAAUGCCCACCACCCUGAACCUUUGCUCAGAAAAAUAAAAUAAAAAACAUGGAUUUUUUUCCUACCUCUUUGAUCCUGAUUGGUAUUCCAUGUUAUCGUGUUUCAUGUCAGUCAAGAGAAAGGCAAAUCAACUGGGAGACCAUUUCCCCAGAGCAUGGCACAGGCUAAGAAUUGGGUUUCUUAGAAGAGGCUGACAAACUGACUCUGUGGUUCUCCUAAGAUCCCAGUUUGGAUGCCGAUACCCUCAUUCACCCCGGCAGAAACAGAGAGCGGAAGCUGUCUCUAUGCAGCUAUUAGGGAUGGGCAAAAUGCAAGGUUCAAAGGGUUGGAGUGACUUUGUAUAUCUACUGUGGAUUGCAGGGAAGAGAAAAUAGCACUACUUUUCUACUCCUGGUGAAUGAAAACGAAACAAUUUUAAGGCACCUACUGACCUGGACUAUAGCUGUAUGUCACACUAGAGAACAUCUUCACAGUGCAACUAUGCAGAGUUUUAUUGUUGAGGCUUGUAAAUGACCAUACAAACACACCCAAGUGUGUAUAGACACAUGCACAAGGCGCCAAACUCUCCUUAGAUACUUGUACAAAGCUCUCUGAGAAACCCAGGGGACAUCGUCUCAGAGAAAGAGGCUUAAAGGACUCUAAGGAGAAUCCCAGGAUCCUAGAACAUUUUCAUCAAGAGCAUUAUUCUCACCUUCCCGCUGGACAUUUUUUUAUCAGCAACACACCAAUGCUUCCAAAGGUCACUUUUUAACUUUCCAAAUCACUACAUUGAAGUAUUACAGUUGUACAGUUAUGCCGGCCUAUUCUUGCUCUGCUGUAACUUUUUAUGUAUUUUGUACUGCAUAGAUUAUAUAUUGUAAUGAUGUCCUAUGCAAAAAGAAAAAUUAACAGAAUUGUAAAAUAUAUUGUCUUAACUUGUAUGCAUGGUUAGUGAUGUUUACAUUUUGAAAUAAAAAUUUAUAAU
Messenger RNA from Tachyglossus aculeatus (Australian echidna), 7413 nucleotides. It is a transcript of the gene KLF13, whose product is annotated as Kruppel like factor 13. The record is from RefSeq and is a predicted model, not a curated record. Gene Ontology annotation, molecular function: RNA polymerase II cis-regulatory region sequence-specific DNA binding; DNA-binding transcription factor activity, RNA polymerase II-specific. Bases 44 to 904 code for a protein of 286 amino acids. Gene Ontology annotation, biological process: regulation of transcription by RNA polymerase II. The transcript has 2 exons. Lineage: Eukaryota; Metazoa; Chordata; Mammalia; Monotremata; Tachyglossidae.